GAGGCGUUUUGAAUUUCUUUAUGGUUGAAUUUACUGCUCUUCCUUUUUAUGACACCGAAAAGCCUUCACCACUUUGAGAUUAUACAGGUUUUACUAAUGAUUCCCACUGGUACUUUAGAAUAAGUUAUAUUUUAAAGAAAUCUGUUGGUACUUUUAUUAUGAUCCAGUUAAUGAUUACAUUUAAUUAGGGGGAAUGGACACCUUUAUGAUGUAGGAUCUUACUGUAGGCCUUCCCAUUUGUUCCUCUUUCAUUUUUCCCCCUUGCCAGCACUUUAUAAGUUUUUUCAUAAAAUAUUUGCAUUUUUAUUAACUUUAUUCUUAUUUAGUAAUUUACUGCUAUUGAAGAUGGAAUUUUUUUCCAUUAUUUCAUCUUUUUUCUCUUGAGUUUGUUGAUAUUUCGCACUUUUCUUAUUUUGUGUAUUUGGGAUUGCUCCUUUUUCUCCUUAAUUAACGUAGCUAAUGUUUAUCAAUUUUUAUUGUGAAAGAAUAACUUUUUAAUGUCUGUAGUAACAUCUCGAUUAUCCUUGACAUUGGUUUUUGUUUUUUUUUUUUUUUGGCUGCGUUGGGUCUUCAUCGCUGGGUUGCCGUGAGCGGGGGCUACUCUUCGUUGCGGUGCACAGGCCUCUCAUUGCAGUGGCCCCCCUUGUUGCAGAGACUGGCUCCAGGCGCGUGGGCCUCAGCAGCUGUGGCACAUGGGCUCUAGAGCGCAGGCUCAGCAAUUGUGGCACACAGGCCCAGUUGCUCUGCGGCGUGUGGGAUCUUCCUGGACCAGGGAUCGAACCCGUGUCCCCUGCAUUGGCAGGCAGAUUCUUAACUACCGUGCCACCAGGGAAGUCCCAAACACAUUGCUUUUAGACAGCACAUGGUUUGGUCUUUUUUAUCCAGUUUGGCAACCUUUGUCGUUUAGUUGGUGUGUUUGUACAAUGAAUUAUUGACAUGGUUGGGUUAAAAUCUACCAUCUUGCUAGUAUUUUUCUACUUGGCCCAUCUGGUCUUUGUUCCUAUUUUCCUCUUUUUCUGACUGCUUUUGGAUUUAGUGGUAGUUUUUCAUGAUUCCAUAUUUUUCUCCACUAUUUGGUUAUUGUUUAUACCUCUUUAAAUUUUUUUGUGGUUGCCCUAAGGUUUAAAUAAACUUCUUGUGUGAAUCACAGUGAACCUUUAAAUAUAGUCUACUGCUUUGUGUGUAAUGUAAGUUCCUUAAAACAAUAUACUGCCAUCAACAAUUUCAUCAUCUCAUCUAUGUGCUAUUAUUGUCAUAUAUUUUACAUAUGCUCUAAGUUCACAAAACUUUUCUACUCUUUUUGCUUUAGACAGUCAAGUAUCUUUUAGAUUGAUAAAAAGUAAGAAAAAAAUGUCUUUUAUAUUUCUCUUCAUUUUAACCAUUCCCAGAGAUCUUUAUUUCUUUGUGUAGAUCCACAUUUCUGUCUGUUAUAUUCCUUCUACCUGAAGAACUUCUUUAAAUAUUUCUUGUAGUACAGGUCUACUGGUAAUGAAUUUUCUGUUUUUGUUUGUUUGAAAAGGUUUUGAUUUUCACUUUUAUUUUUUGAAAGAUGUAUUUGCUGGGUAUAGAAUACUGGAUUGGUAGUUUUUUCUUUUUUUUUUUCUUUUCUUUUUUAAAACACUUUAAAGAUGUCACUACAUUGUCUUCCAGCUUGUAUAGUUUCUGAUGAGAAAUUCUCUGUGAUUCUUUAAUUCAGUUCCAGAUCACUGCAAUAAAGCAAGUCACAUGAAUAUUUUGGUUUCUCAGUGCAUAUAAAAGUCAUGUUUACCUUAUACUGCAGUCUAUUAAGUGUGCAAUAUCAUUAUGUCUAAAAAACAAUGUGCAUACCUUAAUUUAAAAGUACUUUAUUAUUAAAAUAUGCUGACCAUCAUCUGACAAUGCAAAGUUACCACAAACCUUCAAUUUGUUUAAAAAAAAAAGCAAUCUGUGACGAGCAAUAAAAUGAGGUAUGUCUGUAUGUAACGUGUCAGGGUUUUUUUCUGGCUGCUUUCAAGAAUUUCUCUCUAACUUAGGUUUCCAUUGGUUUGAAUAUGAUAUGUCCAGGUGUGUCCAUUUUAUUUUGUUUUUUGAUAUUUAUCCUUUUUGGAUAAAUUAUCUGAGUUUCUUGGAUCUGUGCUUUGAUAUCAUUCAGUAUUUUUGGAAAAUCCUUGGUCAUUGUCUUCAAUACUUCUUCUGUCCCAUUUUCUCUUCUUUUGGGAUCCCAAUACAUUUUUAAAAAGAUUUAUUAUUUAUUUAUUUUAUUUUAUUUAUUUUUGGCUACGUCAGGUCUUAGUUGCAGCACGCAGGAUCUUUUGUUGCAGCACGUCGGCACUUCGUUGCAGCACAUGGGCUUCUCUCUAGCUGUGGCAUGCGGGUUUUUCUCUCUCUAGUUGUGGUGCGUGGGCUGUGUAGUUUGUGGCACACGGGCUCUCUAGUUGAGGCUCGUGAGCUCAGUAGUUGUGGUGCAAGGGCUUAAUUGCCCUGUGGCAUGUGGGAUCUUAGCUCCCCAACCAGGGAUCGAACCCGCGUUCCCUGCAUUGGGAGGCAGAUUCUUUACUACUGGACCACCAGGAAAGUCCCUGGGAUCCCAAUACAUUUUUGUUAGGCCAUUUGAUAUUGCACUACAGCCCUUGGAUUCUCUGUCCUUUUUUUUCCCCCUUUGCUUUCUCUUUGUGUCUCAGUUUGGGUAAUUUCUUUUGAUCUGUCUUCAGAUUUACUGAAAAUUUCCUCAACUCUGUUGUAAUACCUAUUGAAGGUAUUCUUUCAACUCUGUUACUGUGCUUUUCUUAGCAUUUCCAUUUUUUUCUUGAAGUUUCCAUCUCUUGAAAUUCUCUGUUCAUUCAUUUUGUAAAUCUUUUCCUUUAAAGCUUUAAUAUAUGAAUCAUAGUUUUAAAUUCCCUGUCCGAUAAUUUAAUCAGUUAUGGUUUCUUUUGACUUUUGUCAGUUGAUAGUGGGUUGUCUUAUUCUUACCUUUUCGGAUAUUUCAUAAUGCUUGAUUGAAAGUGAGUGCUGCCAGCAUGAUCCUUUUUGCCACUUCUGAACAGGCAAAAGGACUAGCUCAGGACGUGGUAUUUUCUCAGGUGAUGUGUAAGGAUUUCCAAACAAGUCAUUCUAGAAGUUCUGAGGCAGGUCAGAUCUUUAAUAACAAUACGUUUCUUUUUCCUCUAUUUCAGUUCUGCCUUCAUAGUUCUCUGCCUUUAUCCAAAAGCUACAGAAAAUGAACAAAUCCCAGAAUGAAUAGCAAUAUGCCAUUUCAGGGAUCAGUGUCAUUCACGGAUGUGACUGUGGACUUCACCCAGGAGGAAUGGGAGCAACUGGACCCCUCUCAGAGGAUCCUCUACAUGGACGUGAUGCUGGAGAAUUACAGCAACUUACUUUCAGUGGGCUUUCUGAAGUCCAAGCAGUUAGGAGCUGUGUUCCAUAAUCAAGUUCUCUGAUAUUAUCAAACCAGAUUUUCAUGUUGGAUCAGUGAGAAGAGUUAUGGAUACCAGAGUUAGAAUUUCCAGUUCACAACUUUCUAGGGAAGAUCUGGAAGGUCGGAAGGAGAAUCAGAUAGAAGCCAGUGGAAGUAAUAUCCUAGAGAUUAUGAAUGGAAUCUAUGAAUUUCUGGAUUGUGCCUUCCACUUGGAAAAGUCCUACUUGGGAGAUUUGGAGCUCUGCAUAGGGUUCUCUCUGCAAACCUGUGAGAAAGGUUGCCUUUAGGACGUUAUUGGUGCAGAUGAGAAAAGGAGAGAAAAGGGGAAGGAGCCUCGAGCAUGUAGAGGUAUGGAAGGCUGAUGACCAGAUGGAGAGGGACCACAGAAACCCAGAUGAGCAGGCAAGGCCAUUUAUCGUCUUUAAGAACCAAACCCCAGUUGAAGAAAGAGAUAAUCUCUUUGGAAAAACAUUUAAUCUUAGCACAGACUUUGUUUCUUUAAGACAAGUACCCUAUAAAUAUGACUUAUAUGAAAAAACUUUGAGAUAUAAUUCAGACUUACUUACUAGCGAUAGAAGCUACAUCAGAAAGAAAGACGAUGACUGUAAUGGAUUUGGAAAAGCACUCCUCUACCUGAAGCAAGAGAAAACGCAUACUGGAGUGGAAUACUCUGACUAUAAUAGAAGUGGAAAAGCCUUUAGCCAUAAAGAAGGCAUUUUUAAACACCAGAAAAUCAGAAAUUUGGUGCAACCUUUUAUCUGUAAUUAUUGUGACAAGGCGUUCUCAUUUAAAUCACUCCUUAUUAGUCAUAAGAGAAUACAUACUGGAGAAAAACCUUAUGAAUGUAAUGUGUGUAAGAAAACCUUCUCCCAUAAGGCAAACCUCAUUAAACAUCAGAGAAUCCAUACUGGGGAGAAACCCUUUGAAUGUCUUGAAUGUGGAAAAGCUUUCACCCACCAGUCAAACCUCAUUGUACACCAGCGAGCACAUAUGGAGAAGAAGCCCUACGAAUGCAGUGAAUGUGGCAAGACCUUUGCCCAGAAAUUUGAACUUACUACACACCAGAGAAUUCAUACCGGAGAACGACCCUAUGAGUGUAAUGAAUGCGCCAAAACCUUCUUCAAGAAAUCAAACCUCAUUAUACACCAGAAAAUUCACACAGGGGAGAAACGCUAUGAGUGCAGUGAAUGUGGAAAAUCCUUUAUCCAGAACUCACAACUCAUUAUACAUAUGAGAACUCAUACCGGAGAAAAACCCUAUGAAUGUACUGAAUGCGGCAAAACAUUCAGCCAGAGGUCAACUCUUAGAUUACAUUUGCGAAUCCACACAGGAGAGAAACCAUAUGAGUGUUCUGAAUGUGGGAAGGCCUUCAGCAGGAAGUCCCGACUCGGUGUCCAUCAGAGGGUUCAUACCGGGGAUAAACCCUGAGACUGCAGCCAGGUUGUACUGUGAGAACCCUUCCAUUGGGGAGAAACCUCGAGAAGGUGCUGAAGGAACAUGGGAACUCAUACUGAGAUACAAUCUGUCUACUCAAAACUGUGUAAAAAUGAGGCCCCCUAAGAACAAUAUUGUACUGAUAGUUAGGUAUAUGAUACCCAACUAAAGAAUACAUAUCAGAAUAUAUCCAAUUGUAAAUAGACGUACUUGGCUGUAUUACAGUGAGUUUUUAAAAAUCUUGAAUAAUUCAUUCAAUAAUGAAAUAUUCUGGGCAGCAAGCAGCAUAAAGGAGCUAGAGACAGUACCCUAGGAAUUCAGUGGUUAUGUGUGAGAAUAUGCCACCAAAAAAAUAACUGUAUAUUUUAGAUCUGCACAUGUAAAUUUAACAGACACUAAGAGUUUGGAAUUCUUGUCUUGAUAAUCAAAUUAGGACACAUCAAACAUGAUUUUCCAUACUGAACAUGUGUUUUUCAGUACCUUUACAAUCCAGUCUGCAUUCCAAAUGAAACACAUAACAGAUUUUCAUAGCAUGUAGCAUAUGUUUUCUCCUCCUCCUUGCUGGCAUAUAUAAGUUGGUAUGACCAUUGUUAUUGAGCUGCCUCUUCAGUCAACAGAAGACAAUGUUGAAGUUUCAACCUUCUGGGUUUGCUGAAGAUUUCCUAGAAGUAUUAUUGACAUAAAUAUGCAAGUGUGAGAUAAUUGAGAGAGACUGAAGAGAGUGAAAGGCAGCAGAUGUGGGUUCUAUCACUCAGUGUGCACCACGGAAUAAAUGGGCUGUGUAAAGAAUAGCCACACCCAUCAUGCUCUUGUUAUUUUCCACUGGGAUAUUUACAUACAAAUGCAAAUGCAUGUCUUUUACCAAAAUAUUGUAUAACCCAGAAACUACGUGUAUUUUUGGGUGUUUCCCUAUUUCUCUUAAUAUUUUAUAAAUUGUCUUGCAAAAAAAUAGGAUGCAUAUGUAGUUCAAGUGUUACAUUUCAGAGACUUUAGAGGAAAAAUAAUUUAAGAAACUGUCAAUAAAUGUCUCAUAUUGCUUUUUAAAUUUUCCAUGUGCUUAGUCCACUUUAGAAAUAAAUUUUUGCAGAAUUCUGUUUAAAGGAGGCAUUUCUUCCAUGAGUUUCACUAUCAUCAACCAAAAGCAUUUCCCUUUAGAACCUGAGUUAGCGUAAGUUACAACUUUGCUUUAAAGGCUCACAAACACUUCAUAAAUUAGACUUUAGUGAUCUCCCCAUAUAUUUAUUAUUAACCUAAAAAAAUUUCUUAUUUUUGCAUAACUCAGAUUCCAUUUUAGGCUUGAUUUCAAAUUCACCAGUUCCUUUCCUUAUCCAUCACAAAUCAUGCAUUAGAAUUGUAAAUGGCCACUGUAACUGGCCUUUUUUUCUUUUGUUUUUGAAGAUUAUUGAUGUGCUAUGACUGUAUAUGAACGUGAAUGAUUUUUCUGAACAAAUUUAUCAGAAUAUCCUUAGUCCAGUAAGUCUUUGUCUUUCUAAAUUGUCAUCUUAUCUAUACUAAUGGCAAGGAAGCAAGGGAAGAGGUUAACUUCCUACACUGCUGUUAGAAAUACAAAUUGUGACAACCUCCUUGGAAAUAAUUGUGACUCUGUCUUUUAACGUUAAGAACACACAUGCAGUUGACUCUUGAACAGCACCAGUUUAAUAUGCGCAGGUCCGCUCAUACACGGAUUUUUUUCAGUAAGUUCUACAGUCCUACACAAUCCACGGUUGGUUGAAUCUGUAGAUGCAGAGCCUUGGAUACGGAGGACUGACUUUAUACUUGGGUUUUCGACUACACUGAAGAUCCGUGCCUUUAACCCCUGUGUUAUUCAAGGGCCAACUAUACUCUUCAACCCAGCAGACUCAUUUCUGGGAAUCCAUCCCUAAGAAAAAAAAUAAAGUGCCAGUACCUAAGACUAUGUGUUUAUCAAUGUAUAUUGUAUUUUUUGGUAAGGACAAAAAAGGAAACAAUGUGAACGACCAUCAGUAAGGAAUGAUUGAACAAACUGUGGUAAAGAUAUACCAUAGCUGGACAGUAUUCCAUGGGAAAGAGCA
Molecule: messenger RNA, 6879 nt
Organism: Physeter macrocephalus (sperm whale)
Lineage: Eukaryota; Metazoa; Chordata; Mammalia; Artiodactyla; Physeteridae
Gene: ZFP1
Product: ZFP1 zinc finger protein
Exons: 5
Coding region: 3698-4822 (374 amino acids)
Biological process (GO): regulation of transcription by RNA polymerase II
Cellular component (GO): chromatin; transcription regulator complex; PcG protein complex
Molecular function (GO): DNA-binding transcription factor activity, RNA polymerase II-specific; RNA polymerase II cis-regulatory region sequence-specific DNA binding
Source: RefSeq, a predicted model, not a curated record